Molecule: messenger RNA, 333 nt
Organism: Orbilia oligospora ATCC 24927
Lineage: Eukaryota; Fungi; Ascomycota; Orbiliomycetes; Orbiliales; Orbiliaceae
Exons: 2
Coding region: 1-333 (110 amino acids)
Molecular function (GO): hydrolase activity
Source: RefSeq, a predicted model, not a curated record
AUGGCUCCAGAAUUACCAUCGAGUUGCUGUAUGAGAGGUUCCCUCCAUACCGGCAAUCCAACCGGGACCGAAGAAACAAUCCACAACCUCCCCACCUACGUCGCCCAACCAGAAAACAGUAAUGGAACCGUAAACGGAACAAUAGUAAUAAUCCCCGACGUCUUCGGUUGGGACCUGAUCAAUCUCCGACUGCUGGCAGAUAGUUAUGCGAAACGAGGUAACUUUAGGGUCUUGAUGCCUGAUGUACACUUUGGAGAUGCGUUUGCGAAGGAUAGUCUUGAUGUAGCGUUCCCACUGAAGGGAUUUGAACCGCCAUGGUAUAAAAGACUGUAA